This is a messenger RNA of Vicia villosa (hairy vetch), 959 nucleotides long. RefSeq lists its product as uncharacterized. The transcript is spliced from 4 exons. The coding region runs from base 174 to 755 and encodes 193 amino acids. Gene Ontology annotation, molecular function: RNA polymerase II CTD heptapeptide repeat phosphatase activity. Lineage: Eukaryota; Viridiplantae; Streptophyta; Magnoliopsida; Fabales; Fabaceae. The record is from RefSeq and is a predicted model, not a curated record. Gene Ontology annotation, cellular component: nucleus; mRNA cleavage and polyadenylation specificity factor complex. Gene Ontology annotation, biological process: termination of RNA polymerase II transcription.
UUUCUCCCUAAAAAUUAACCGUAAUGUGUUUUUUCUUCACCAUCUCUAACCCUAAAUCAAAAACCAUUUUUCAUCUUUUAAUUCCAAUCCCAUUUUUCUUCACUUCCCCUUAGUUCAAUUCACCCUAAACCCAAUUUCAAUUUCACACAAAACCCUUAUCGUUCUUCUCCGCAAUGAAGUUUCGUUACGCCAUGGUUUGUUCUUCGAACCAGAACAGAAGCAUGGAAGCUCACUUCCUUUUCAAACGACAAGGCUUCGAUGUGUCUUCAUAUGGAACAGGUACCCAUGUUAAGCUCCCUGGUCCGUCCCUUAGAGAACCAAAUGUCUAUGAAUUUGGGACACCGUAUAAACAUAUGCUUGAUGAGCUUCGCAGAAAAGACCCUGAACUCUACAAGCGAAAUGGAAUCCUGCCAAUGCUUAAAAGAAAUGCGAGUGUGAAAUUGGCGCCUCAGAGAUGGCAAGAAAAUGCUGCUGAUGGCAUAUAUGACGUGGUAAUCACGUUCGAAGAAAAAGUAUAUGAUAUGGUUGUCGAAGAUCUCCAUAAUAGAGACCAUGUUUUAUUGAAAACGGUGUUGAUAGUCAACUUGGAGGUUAAAGAUAACCACGAAGAAGCCGCUAUAGGAGCAAGGCUUACUUUGGAUUUUUGUCGCGAGCUCGAAGCUGUUGAAUCAUGGGAGGAGUCGAUUGACGAAGUUAUUUCUGGUUUUGAGAAACGCCAUCGGAGGAAGCUUUUGUAUAACAUCUCCUUCUACUGAAACUACACUACUUUUCUAAUGAUUUUUUUUCUUCUGUUAAACCCUUCUGGAUAAGUUUCACAGGUUUGUGACCCUUGAAACCGCGUUUUGCUUUGAAACAAAACUAAUGGCUUAAACUACCAAACAGCUACCAAACGCGUAGAGAUGUUUAUGUAGAUAUCAUGUCUCAUAUGGAUUUGAAGGAUUUGCUAGCACUUGAGAGAA